Miscanthus lutarioriparius is the source of this 1509-nucleotide messenger RNA. NCBI's taxonomy places the organism in Eukaryota, Viridiplantae, Streptophyta, Magnoliopsida, Poales, Poaceae. The record is from the annotation of a GenBank genome assembly.
AUGGCGGCCUCGAAGGUCGACGGGCCGGUGAUCGGCAUCGACCUGGGGACGACCUACUCGUGCGUGGCCGUGUGGCGGCACGACCGCGGUGAGGCCAUCGCCAACGACCAGGUCAACCGCCUCAGGCCGUCGUGCGUGGCGUUCACCAACGCCGAGAAGCUCGUCGGCGAGGCGGCGGUGAACCAGGCCGCCUUGAACCCCACCAAUACCAUCUUCGCGCCGAGUCUGUACAAGAAGAUGUCAAGUUGUGACCUUUCAAAGUCGUCGCAGCAUGAAGGCAAGGAGAAGCAGUUCAUGCCUGAGCAGAUCUCCUCCAUGGUGCUGGUCAAGAUGAGAGAGACAGCCGAGGUAUAUCUCGGUAAAAAGAUCAAGAACGCUGUCAUCACCGUGCCUGUCUACUUCAACAACUCCCAGCGCCAGGCUACCAUUGACGCCGGUGCCAUUGCCGGCCUAAAUGUCAUGCGCAUUAUCAAUGAGCCAACCGCCGCUGCCCUUGCAUAUGGUCUUGAGAAGAUGCCAGUCAGCAACAAACGAAGGACAGUUCUCGUUUUUGAUCUUGGUGGUGGUACCUUUGAUGUCUCCCUCCUCAACAUUGAUCCGGGAGUCGGCAUGGAUAAGGGUCUCUUUGAGGUGGUGGCCAUCGCCGGUGACACUCACCUUUUGGCGGGGCGGACUUCGACAACGAGAUGCAACCAGAAGGCGCUUCGGCGGCUGAGGACUGCCUGCGAGAGAGCAAAGAGGAUGCUGUCUUCCACCGCACAGACCACCAUUGAGGUCGACUCACUCCAUGACGGCAUUGACUUCUGCACCACCAUCACCCGAUCUCGAUUCGAGGAGCUCAACAAGGAUCUUUUCAGCAAGUGCAUGAAGGCUCUGGAUAAGUGCUUAUGUGAUGCCAAGAUGGACAAGAGCAGCGUCCACGACGUCGUCCUCGUGGGCGGCUCCACCCGUAUCCCCAAGGUGCAGAGCAUGCUUCGGGAUUUCUUCUAUGGGAAGGAGCUUUACCGGAGCAUCAACCCUGAUGAAGCUGUUGCUUACGGUGCUGCCAUCCAGGCCUCUAUUCUCAGUGGUGCAACUGACGAUGGGAGAUUAGUGGAUAUGCUUCUGCGCGACGUUACGCCACUCUCGCUUGGGAUAGCGAUCAGAGAUGAUUAUAGUACAAUGAAAAUGGUGAUCCCGAGGAACAUCGCCAUCCCGACCAAGAAGGUGCAGGGCUUCACUACUAACUAUGACAACCAGACUACUGUUUCCUUACCAGUGUACGAGGGCGAGAGCGCAGACACCAGGGACAACAACCUGCUCGGCACGUUCAAGCUCACCGAUGUACCCCCGGCACCGGAGGGUGUACCUAAGUUUGAUGUCACCCUCGAUAUCGAUGCAAACGGCGUCAUGAAGGUGUCCGCGGAGGACAGGGACACUGGGAAUAAGAAUAGCAUCACCAUCGUUAACCACGGCGGCCGACUGCGCAAGGAGGAAAUCGCGCGCAUGGUGCAGGAGGCCGAGAAGUAA